AUGCCAAAAGCAUUUGAUUUACCAGCGAGGCGUGACGAAUUCCUGAAUUAUGCGAAAAACCAUCCGGACACGCUCUGGGUGAAAAAGAACAAUGAGCAUCGAGGCAUCAAAAUUCAGAGUGUUAAAACAAUCGAUCUUUCGGACAAAAAUUCAUUUAUACAGGAAUAUUUGUCGCAUCCAUUUCUUAUUGAUAAUCGGUAA
Molecule: messenger RNA, 201 nt
Organism: Gongylonema pulchrum
Lineage: Eukaryota; Metazoa; Nematoda; Chromadorea; Rhabditida; Gongylonematidae
Source: the annotation of a GenBank genome assembly